Molecule: messenger RNA, 2541 nt
Organism: Parathielavia appendiculata
Lineage: Eukaryota; Fungi; Ascomycota; Sordariomycetes; Sordariales; Chaetomiaceae
Exons: 1
Coding region: 1-2541 (846 amino acids)
Source: RefSeq, a predicted model, not a curated record
AUGCCGCCUCCACCAGCAUCAAUUCACUUGACGACCAAAGCGCAGAGGAUCCUCGGAACCUCGGAACCCUACCUCGGCUCGCUUGCGGUGCCCGCGUGGGAGACACAGUCGAACUCGGGAAUCAGCAUUGCAGUUACCGAGACAACAGGCGGGGCCCGGGGCCAUGGCGCGAAACAAGUUGGAAGAGUCGCCUCGGGGGAUUCGCGAGAGAAGCGAUGGGAGCAGGAGUCAGACGUCAUACCGUCGGUUUUGAUCAGGCACCCUGAUAUCGUUGGUUCCAUGGUCCCUGACGGCGCAACGGAUGCAUCGAGCCUGCGGCGGCGGCAGUCAAGUUCAACCAUCACAUCUUAUUAUGACAAAUCCAAACAGCCGCUUUCCAUAUCUCAACAAACAUCAAACUCGGCCAUGGCGAAGGGGCUUCCAGCGAAAGCCCAGGCCCUGCUGGACAUUGACGGUGAGCUCACGGAAUCCGGCCAAGCUAUGAAGGCGAAGAAAAAGCCUUCGAGGCUGGAUUUGUCGGCCUUGCUGCAGAAACACAGGUCACCAAAGCAUCUUCAUCCCGAUGUUACCAGGGGUCACCUUCUUGGGCAUGACAUGUUCACCAAAUCCCCGUCCAAUUUGUCUGCGUCACCCGCACCGACUCCGCCACCAGUGCAGCAGCGGACGGACCACGGCAUCAGGAAGAAGCCCACAAAAGAGUCGCUGAGAGAGAAUUCGGCGCAACAAGCCUCGCCGUAUGGCGCCGCGAGCUGGGCAGACGGCGGUAAGGAGCAGCCCACCAAGGCUAGCUUGGAGCUGUACCAUCUCUACGACCACUACGAGCAGAGAAGUUUUGCGGACGCCAUGGAUCAGGAGUUCCAGGGCAGUGACUUCCAUCUGGAGCCUCCCACCUCCACCGCCCCCGCUGGCAACGCGUUUCUCUCCCCUUUCGCAACCAAUGCAUCGCGAUCUGCUCAUGCCUCUAAACAGCCGCCAGUGGCGGCUGUCGAGCUGAGGUUGGUGGGUGUUGGGACGCCCUCGAGCCCGGUGCCGGGUGACUGUGCCAGCGUGUCGAGCAGGCACACCAGGACAUCCAAAGCAUCCAAGCGGACGGACCGGAGUCUCCAGGAGCUCGACCUGCUUCAGAAUAGCGUCUUGGCACUCUCAUCGGACUCGGAAGAUGACUACGAGCUCUCGUCCAAGGGCUCCCUCGCCGUCCCAGCACUGAGCGAUGGGCAAACGAGUCCGACAAGCCCCCGAUCUCCGAUAUCUCAGACGAGCGUGGUGGCAUAUGAGGGGACCCGGGGCAAACCAGCGAAACGCGCAAGCUUUGGCCUAAGCCCCCACCACUUCCCUGGCAACCAGGGGUCUGCAACUGGGAAAGGUCCCAAGAUCGCCCCACGAACGAGCUCCCUGAACUCCCAAGCGUCGGCGAAGUCGGGCCAUGCUUUGGUCCACGAGACAUCUCGGCUAUCAAUUCGCACUACCUCGACGGACCGUACAGUUUCUCAUGCGUCAGGAUCUGGCCUUCCCAAAGCAAGCAUGGCCAACAAAGCGCCAAGAAAGGUGCGUAGCGAGUCGCAGUUCGACUUCCCAGCCCCGCCAGUAAACCGGGGCGGUCGGUCAGGGUGCGCUUCCCGAGCAUCGGAACACUCAACCCCGGUGUCGCCUACCAGCGUGGACAUUCCAGUUUACAUGCAAAGCCUACCGUCGCCACCGAGUCUCGACAACGGAUCGAUACGCAGCGGGACGAGCUUGGGCAGUGCCGCAAACCGCCGCAACAGCGCGGCCAGCAGCAUCCACGAUGGUAGCAGCGGACGGUUCAUGGCGGUCACGCGACAGGAGGAGAUGCUGCUAGCGGCGCUCCGAAUGAAACGGGCGCGAAUGCGGGAGGACAUCAUCGCAGAAUUUGAAGAGGAGAUGGACCGGGAGGAACAUCAACUCAGCCGCCAGGUGACCAACGAAAGCAUCUGCACAGCCGGCAGCAUGUCGAGGCAGUCCUCGAGGAGCACGAUGCGCCAAGAGGUCGGGGCAUUGAGCGCGCGGCCACGACAACAAAACCAAGCAAACGCAGCCGAGAAGAAGGGCAUGGGGGAGCCAUUGACGCUCCAGAUUGACCGGAGAUCGUACGAACCGUCUCUGCGUACGCCAGCUUCGGAUAACAGCAACUUCAUCCAUGUUGACGAAGGCAUCGCCAUGCCAGGCCCCGGCGGGCUCGAGCGGAAUAACAGCAGAGCAAGCUCGACCAACAGUCCGAAGUCUGGUUCGACGAGGCAGCGAGCGUCGUUAAGCGCCUUGGCAGCGCCUGCACCGCGGAGGCCGCACCGGAGGGAUGCCGGUGCUUCUCGGCGGGUGUCGGAACAAGCCAGUCCAAAGGGGCAAAAUGAUCUGCCCCACCGGAUAUUGGAGGAUCCGGCGGAAGACGACGAUGUUGGGAUCCCACGGCCCGAUUCGCCCAUCUCGCCGGCCGACUUCCCAACACCAGUGUCGAUCAAGAACAAGAAGCAAGUGAGGUUGAGCGCGGUGGGCUUCUACAAGCCCGCCACGGAGACAGGGUGGUAG